GCGGCGCGCGCACGCUGGCGCGCGUCCUCGGAUAAUGAGGAAUUCCUGGAUGCUCCGCGCGAGCCCGCGGCGGACGCUGCGAGGCUUCACCGUGUCGGCGCGGGCGGAGGGGGCGUGAAGACCGCUCUACGGUGGCCGCCGAGGGACGACACUACGGCUCCCACGCUGGGACAAACGCCUCCGGCCCGGCCCGGGCGCGCCCUCCCCUCCGGGCCAGAGUCAGUCGGGGGCAACUGAAGGGCCGCGCGAAGCGACCCCAUCCUCGGCGGCAUGUGCCCGCCCUGGCGUCGCACCCCCGGGGCACAGGCUCAACCGCAGGCCCGGUCCCCAGCGCCGUCGGCCUGCCGCAUGGUUCCGGACACCGGCACCGCCACGGAGAGGGCACCGGGCCGACACCUCCCCCAAGGCUCAGCCGAGGGCUCCUAGAUGCUGAUGACACCUAUGCUAUCCAUCUGGACACUGCACCACCACGGCAAAAUAGCACUGCUGCCCGGGCCAAAUGCCGGUCAUGCCCAUCCCGCGGCGGGUGCGCUCCUUCCACGGCCCGCACACCACCUGCCUGCACGCGGCCUGCGGGCCCGUGAGAACCUCUCACCUGGCUCGCACCAAGUACAACAACUUCGACGUGUACAUCAAGACCCGCUGGCUUUACGGCUUCAUCCGCUUCCUGCUCUACUUCAGCUGCAGCCUCUUCACAGCGGCCCUGUGGGGCGCGCUGGCCGCGCUCUUCUGCCUGCAGUACCUGGGCGUGCGGGUGCUGCUGCGCUUCCAGCUCAAGCUGUCAGUGCUGCUGCUGCUGCUGGGGCGCAGGCGGGUGGACUUCCGCCUCAUGAACGAGCUGCUCAUCUACGGCAUCCACGUGACCAUGCUGCUGGUCGGGGGUCUGGGCUGGUGCUUCAUGGUCUUUGUGGACAUGUGAGGGCCCAGCCUCCACGGGGCUCUUGGCUGCGCCAUAUCAAGCUUCUUUCUUGGAGGGUGGGGCUGGUAGGGAAGGCCUGAAGCACACACUCCCACUGAGGGGAGAAAAGGGCUGGGACUACUCUGUAGUGGGGAUACCACACAGUCUCCCUGUUGGCUCCUGCGCUAUCCUUCCUGUGCACUUUCCCAGAUGUGCUGCACUUUCCCAGAUGUGCUACCCCACCCCCAGCCUCUUGCCUCAGGUUGCCUGUGUGUUUUCAGGUUGUCCAGUGGGUGGCCCAUCUGUCUUUUCUCCACCUUGAGACCUUCUGUGUGACCUUCUCACCAACAUCAGGCCCAACCAGUGGGACACGAAGGGGUGCCUUUGGGCUGCACGGCCCCUUCACGUGCCCUGUUCCUGGCUGUAGCCUCAGGGACCCAUCUGGCUAUAUAAGCAGACAUACUACUGCCACUAACUGUGCCCACUUUGGGCUGCUUGAAUCCUAAGCCCAUGGACCACUCCCUGCUGUCACAGUGGCAGUGGCAGUCUUGAACCUCAAGUCAGGCCUCAGAGUCACCUUGGUUUGCAUAGGUGCAGUUCAGCAGGACAGCAUACAUGGGUUUGGCCAGUCCCUGCCUGGCAGAAGGGAGCAUAGCAGCAAGACUCGGGGACUCCAGAGCAGGGCUGGUCCACACACCCUGGGCAGGUCUGUGUGUCAAGCCGUGCUGGAGCUCUGUAAACCAAGAAGGCCUAGAAAAACACUUCUGCUUAACAUCAGGAGUUCCCACUGUCUAUGAGGGAUAGGGCCUCCAGCGCCUCCCAAGGUCUUGGCCAGACCUGUGGAAAACAGAAGCAAACCUACUGUACCCCCUCAGUGGUAUUUACCAGCCCUGUGGGCAUCCUGGGUGGGCUAGCUGCGCCUUUCCCACAUGCUGUUAGGCCUGGUUUGUGAGACAAAAGAUGGAGUGAGUAGCUGACUACCUUGGCCUCUGUCAGGGGUGGGAGAUGGUGCUCCCUGGUGACAAGGGCCUGGGUGGCAAGUGAAGUGGUUUGAGCAGUAACUCCAGGGUCAGAACAUUGAGCAUAUCCUGCUAACACGUGCUUCACCCCAAAUUGUCACCCCACACCUUGGGCAUGGGGGUGGCCCCUUUCACCCUACCCGCCAAGAAGACCAGUUGUGUUCCACUGAUGAGAAACUUAAGAAACACAAACAGGGAAAGCAAAGAUAUAGGACUAUUGACCUAGCUCUUUAACUGUCGCCAUUGGUCUAGCAAGAGGGCUCGUGGAGAAAGUCUGCCUCCCAGGACAGCAGAUGAGGUGCCUUUGCAGUGGACCCCGCUGUUGCUUGCUUGCUGCAGAGAAUUGUUUGCACUAAACCCCACUCUUCCCCCAAAGCAGCAUUGUUCUUUGUUGAUUAGCUCAUGUUCCUCAGAGUGACCUGAAGCCCCAUUUUGCUGGGUGAAGGUGGGUGUGUCAGGGCUGGUGGUGGGAGGGAAUGAUGGGACCUUGUCACUCAUUGCACACCCAGCUGCCCAGUGUCCUGAGUGCCUGUUAAAUUCUUUAUGAAAUGAAUCACCUGCAUUAAACCUAUUUUUUUAAUGUG
This is a messenger RNA of Apodemus sylvaticus (European woodmouse), 2501 nucleotides long. RefSeq names its product transmembrane protein 250 (gene Tmem250). The coding region runs from base 500 to 919 and encodes 139 amino acids. The transcript is spliced from 2 exons. The record is from RefSeq and is a predicted model, not a curated record. NCBI's taxonomy places the organism in Eukaryota, Metazoa, Chordata, Mammalia, Rodentia, Muridae.